CUCGCCCGUUCCUCGCUUCUGCUGCCCGCCAUGAGCGACACUGGGCCUUCGCGCGACGAGCUGCCGCUCAUCUUCCGGCAUCUCAAGGCGCAGCGCAAGGAGAACCGCACGUGCUUCGACUGCGGCGCCAAGAACCCGUCGUGGGCCAGCGCCACGUAUGCCGUCUACAUCUGCCUCGACUGCUCGAGCGUGCAUCGCAACCUCGGCGUGCACAUCACCUUCGUCCGCUCCACGAACCUCGACUCAUGGACGUGGACGCAGCUGCGCCUCAUGAAGGUCGGCGGCAACGGCGCCGCGACCGACUUCUUCGCACGCCACUCCGGCGGCGCCUCGCUGCUGGCGCCUGGCACCGAGGGUGCGACCAAGUACAACUCCUCGGCCGCACGUGCCUACCGCGAGGAGCUGGCACGGCGUGCGGCGGCAGAUGCCAACGGCGCGCCGACGUCGUCCCGCGUGCUCUUCCCCGGCAUGCAGGGCCUGGAGAGCGCACCGAAGGCGGCUGAGAAGAAGGCCGACGAGGAGGACUUCUUCGACGACUGGGACACGCCGGCAAAGCCCGCCGCUACGCCAAAGGCGGCGGCUGCGGCCAAGCCGGCUCUGCCGGGCAUCGGCAUGCGCCCUGCGCCGGCAGCAGCAGCGCCGAAGCCAGCAGCUGCCGCACCUGCCCCCGCGCCCGCACCUGCUGCGCCGGCUGCGCCCGUCACGUCGUCGUCGCUGCGUCCGGCAGCAGCUCGCGGCGCCUCGGGCUCGUCGGCUGGCUCUGCGCUUGGUGCUGUGCGCGCCAAGCCCAAGGCUGCACUCGGCGCCACGAAGCUCGGCGCCUCCAAGCUCGGCGGCGUGCGUCGUGGGGCAGCUGCACCCGUGCUCGACUACGAGGCGGCAGAGCGUGCAGCUGCUGAGAAGGAGGCCGAGGCCGCACGGCUCGAGGCUGCCGCUCGCGCCGGCGCAGAGAAGGACCUCGCCGAGAAGAUGGCGCGUGCUGCCAUCGCCGCCGCCGGCGCAGCAGAGGAGAAGGCCAAGGCCAACGUGGCUGCCGGCGCAGCGAACAAGCAGGCGAGCGCCGAGGGCGGCAAGGUCGAGCUGCAGCCGAAGGAGGUGCGGUUGGGCGGCGAGAACGAGCGGUUGGGCAUGGGCUUCGGCCGCAUCGGCGUCAGUGCGGAGCGCGUGAGGGAGCGCGCAGAGGCAGAGAGGAAGGCGAAGUACGCUGCUGUCGCUGCCGACACGCCCGACUAUGCGCGCUCCAAGUUCGCCGGGCAGAAGUCGAUCUCAUCCGACCAGUACUUCGAGCGCGGCACGUACGACGCUGCUGCAGCGUCGGAAGCGCAAGCGCGCCUGACGUCCUUUGCGGGGCAGACGAGCAUCUCGUCGUCGCAGUACUUUGGGCGCGACGAGGACGAGGAAGGCCUGCACAACGGCGGGCCGCCAGCUGCCGACGGCGAGUGGACGGGCGACUUUGAGCAAACGGCCAAGGAGUACUACGAGCGCUUCAUGGCGAACCCAGACGUGCAGAGCGGCAUCGAGUCGUUCCGGACGGGCGCACUGAAGGUGCGUGGGCACGCACGUCGCGCCGAGCGCAGAGCUGACCUCGAGCCUCCUCGCUCCCCUCUCCCUGUCUCGCCCCAUCGUCGCCGAUGCUUCUUGCUUGCUCGACGGCCAUCUCCGCGCCUGCUCUGCUCGUCACGCGCAACACGGUGCCUCCCACUCGCUCGGCGCCGGCGUCGACGCGCAGCUCGGCCAAUACCUCGAGGAGAUGGCUCGCAACGGCGGCUAGACGCAGCGUACACACGCAGUCGCCUCGCUCCCUGCUGCAAUGGACAUCUCUCUCGCUCUCUCGCUCGCUGAUGUCACACA
This is a messenger RNA of Tilletiopsis washingtonensis, 1851 nucleotides long. Its product is annotated as ArfGap-domain-containing protein. The coding region runs from base 31 to 1842 and encodes 603 amino acids. Gene Ontology annotation, biological process: COPI coating of Golgi vesicle. Lineage: Eukaryota; Fungi; Basidiomycota; Exobasidiomycetes; Entylomatales. Gene Ontology annotation, molecular function: GTPase activator activity. The record is from RefSeq and is a predicted model, not a curated record. The transcript is spliced from 6 exons.